This is a messenger RNA of Drosophila novamexicana, 5711 nucleotides long. RefSeq names its product NACHT and WD repeat domain-containing protein 2. NCBI's taxonomy places the organism in Eukaryota, Metazoa, Arthropoda, Insecta, Diptera, Drosophilidae. The record is from RefSeq and is a predicted model, not a curated record. Bases 1 to 5196 code for a protein of 1731 amino acids. Gene Ontology annotation, molecular function: protein binding. The transcript has 14 exons.
AUGGAUGAUCGCACUAUAGACUCGAUAUUUCUGGGCUCCCUGGAGUCCCUGCCGCCGGUUAGUUCGAAGAUUGUGCGUAUUUUUACCAGCUCCACGUUUACGGAUACCACAAUGGAGAGAAACACACUGAUGGCCAAGUGUUAUCCCAGAAUCAAGGACUAUUGUCGCGAGAAGCACGGUCUCGAAUUCCAGGUGGUCGACAUGCGUUGGGGUGUUCGAGAUGAGGCCACAGACGACCAUAUGACCACGGAGCUUUGCAUGCGUGAGAUCAAAAAUUGUCAGCGUCUAUCGAUGGGACCCAAUUUCAUUGUGUUUUUGGGCCAAAAGUAUGGUUACCGGCCCAUACCCACAUACAUAGUCUCCUCGGAGCUGCAGCUGAUAUGCGAGGAGCUGACAUCCAUGGGCGUGGAUCGUGCACUGCUCGAUCUGUGGUAUAAAAAGGACAGCAAUGCCGUGCCGCCCAUAUCAGUGCUGCAGCCCAUAUCUUCGAUAUUGAUUAACUUUAACAACAAGCGCGUGCCCAAGCUUCAGGCGGAGGAUCAGGCCGUCUGGUGGGAUACGCUAAACAAGAUGCAAAAGCUGCUGCGUAAGGCCACCGCCUCGCUGGGCGCCAGCAAUAAGAUGUCCAAGGAGGAUGUUCACAACUAUUUCAUGUCGGUUACGGAGAGGGAGGUGAUCAAUGGCGUUUUGAAUGUGAAGAAUACCAAGAAUCAUUGUCUGGCCUAUGUGCGCUAUAUAAACAAUAUCAAUUUGCAAAACUUGAAGAAGGCCUCGCUCUUUGUGGACAUUAUUAAUCGUAGCCUGGACACGGAGUCUGCCAAAUUACUGAGUGACCUAAGGGAUACGCGCCUGCCCGCCAAGAUCGAGGCGAGCAACGCACAAAAAUACACUGUGGAGUGGAUUGGUCGUGAGGGCCUAGACAUUGAGACGCACGAGGAGUAUUUGAAUCAUUUCAUUUCGCACUUCUAUAAGAACGUUGUUAAGCUCGUGGAUAGGGCCAUGCGCAAAGAAGACUCCAGUGCACAGGGGCAGAUAGUAACUGAGAUCCUUCAGCAUUUGCAUGCUUGUAACAAUUCGGUGAAAAUCUUUUACGGCCGCGAAGAAAGUUGCGAACGUAUCAAGCGCUAUAUGCUGGGGGAUUCAGAUAAGCCACUUGUCCUUUUUGGCGACGGAGGUUGUGGAAAAACUUCCUUGCUGGCCAAGAGCGCCUCGCUGGUAGCCAGCGAAUGGUUUGCCGAUAAGCGACCCAUCAAUAUAAUCCGCUUCCUAGGCACAACCCCGGACUCGAGCGCCUUGACGGCCACUCUCAUAUCAAUAUGCCAGCAGAUAUCGUACAACUAUAUGCUACCCUUUGAGAAUAUACCAGAUGAUCUUGUACCCCUAACAGCACAUUUUAAGCAAUUACUAACUUAUGCUAGCCCCACUCAGCCGUUAACCAUAUACUUAGAUUCAGUCGAUCAAUUGACGGGCACUCAAGACUCAAAUAAGGUAUCCUGGAUACCAACGCGCUUGCCAGCCCACUGUAAGAUCAUCAUUUCGUGUGCAAACGAACCGGCUAAUCCGAUUGUUUCCCAUGAGUAUCAUGUGCUGUGCAAGAUGAUUGAUGUGGAGGAGAACUUCAUAGAGGUGACGGCGCUGGGGGAGGAGCUGGCCAUGAACGUGAUCAAAAUGUGGAUGAAGACAGCGUGUCGCGAUCUGAACAACUAUCAGUGGCGUUUGGUGGCCAAUGCGAUUAGCAAAUGUUCCCUGCCCAUAUUUGUGAAGCUGGUUUUUGCCGAGAUAUGUCGAUGGCGUAGCUAUACGCGUCCACAGGAGACCCAUCUAGCCAAUACAGUGAUGGACUCAAUUAUGUUGCUCUUUGAGCGUGUGGAGAAGCAGCAUGGUCGCAUCCUGGUCUUUCAUGCCCUAGCCUACAUAACGGCCUCCAAAUCGGGCCUAUCCGAAAGCGAACUUGAGGAUUUGAUCUCACUGGACGACAAGGUCUUGGAUGAUGUCUACCAGUAUCAUAUGCCACCAGUGCGCCGUAUUCCCCCACUGCUGUGGACGCGCAUCAGAAACGAUCUGCCCAACUACUUGAGUGAACGGGAAGCGGAUGGCGUCAAUGUUAUGAACUGGUACCACAGACAGUUCAAGGACACAGCCAAGGAACGCUACUUUAAGAACAUGAACAUGGCCAUAUAUUUUCAUUCCAUGAUUGCAGAUUAUUAUUUGGGGAUCUGGGGCGGCGGCAUACCGAAGCCGUUUAAGUUUACGGAGAUUCAGAGACAUCGUUUCGGGCUGGCUGACAAAGAGGGCUCCGCGGAUCGCAAGGUGCCCAUACAGCCGUUGGUCUUCACCAGCAAGGAUGGCCUUUCCAAGCGUUACAACCUGCGUAAGUUCGGAGAGCUGCCUUUUCAUUUUGUGCGCUCGCGGCGCUUCAAGGAUCUGUUCGAGCACGUGCUCUUCAAUUAUGAAUGGCUGCAUGCCAAGCUCUCGAGCUGCCCCCUGCAGGCGGUGCUGGCUGACUUCGAAGAUGCCUCCACCAACACAGAGGACAAGGAGUCGAGGCGUGAACUGAUGCUGGUGGCGGAUGCAUUGCGCUUGGGCGGCGCUAUCUUGGCCAUAUAUCCUAACAUGCUGGCUCCGCAACUUAUCGGACGUUUGCUGCCCGAGAUUGGCGGCAAUCCCAAUAUCAAGAUGUUGCUACGAGCUUGUGAUCGUAGCGGACCCAAGGACUGCGCCUUAAUUCCGGUCAAUCAUUGCCUGCAUACACCCGGCGGACCACUCAAGUACUCACUGGAGGGGCAUCAGUUUGCUGUGUUUGCCUUCUGCCUGACCAGCGAUAUGCGUUACAUGGUCUCGAUAUCGACGCACUUCAUUACCUUUGAUUUGUCCACCUCUGAUCUGACGCGAGAUGUGAAUCCCGGCAUCGAGGGUAUCAUGCAGCAGCUGGUGCUUAGCCCAGACAACAAGUGGGCAGCUGCCUACUCCAACAACAAUCAGACGGUGCUGCUCAACAUGCUUUCCAGUGAGUUUGUAGUGAUUAACAGUCCAUUCGAGGAAAGCGACGGACCAGUUAGCGGCCUGUAUCUGCUGAACCAAAACUUAUUUAUCAUUUGCAAGCUGCGUUGGGCUAAAUUUGAUAUGCGUGGCAAUUUGGUGGAUAUAUUUGAAGUACCGGGCCAGAUUACGGAUUGGGAAAUCUUGACCAUGGAAUUCUUCAGCCCAAAAGAUUACAAUGUCAUCUUCUGGUCGGGCUCCAUUAAUGAAAUACGUUUGCGUUUGGACUCGUGCCGCUCAGGCAACUACUCCAAUUCGGUGCACUUCUUCAGUGCUUUGGUCAUGAACAAAGGACGCACGCGCGCCUAUGGCUGUGCCAGCAACGAUAACUUUGAAGUAUCCGUCUACGAAUUCACUGAGAACGAGGAAACUGGUGAAAUAUACUGGACCUACCUGGAGAAACUGCCCCGCUAUGAGAAUGAUGACAAGGAAAUGCUGCUGCAGCUGCGCUUGGAUCAGCAUCAGCACGAUCGCAUGCUGCUUGGCACCGCCGGCAAGGGCUUUGUCAUCUGGGAUUUUGGCAGCCAGGAAAAGGAAAGUGAGCGUGAACCCAUAACUGAGGGCGCAAUGUACCUGGCUCUGCCGCAUGGCGUCAGGAACAUAACCACCCGCAUCAUGCAAUCGAAUUCCAUUAUGGUCAGCUCCAAAUUGGACUAUGCGGUGGCUGGCGUACGCAAGAAUCUGUACGUUUGGUGCCUCCACACCGGACAGCUGGCCAAGGUCUUGGAUGCACAUUUCGGACGCAUUAUACAACUAGAGCCGCUAACCAUUGGCAAUUGGAACAAUUUGGUUACUUCCUCCAUAGAUCGCUCCGUAAAGGUGUGGAACAUAAAUAAUAUAUUUGAAAAGGUUCACGUAAUUGAUCGUCAUGAGCUGCAAAUCGAUGACAUCAGUCUCUCCGAGGUGGAUAUAGCUGUGACGGUGACACGCAGCUGUGUUGGCGUCUGGGAGACGCGCUCCGGACGCCUGCUAGCCAAGCUGGCCGACAGUCCCUUAGGCGCUAUUGUUACGCAUGCUGAAAUCACGCCAGACGGUCGAUAUAUCAUCUCUUCGGAAACGGGCAAAUUUUUAAUCUGGAAUCGUGUAUCCGAGCAAGUGGUUUAUCGCGAUGAUCAGCCGGGCAUACAGCAGAUAACGCUCAUGGAUUAUGGAUAUAAGGUUCUCGCCGUAUCGGUGCCCAACAUCAAUCAGCGAGAUAUCAUUGCGGCGGCGUCGGCGGGUGCCGAUGAAGCGAACCGCUUAACGGCCAUAACAACACUUCGUUCGAUUCCAGAGGGAAAUAUACUAUUUCGCUUUGAUUUUCCCAUACGCAUGGUGACUGGCAUGCCGUUUCGCCAAUCAGUUAUCACAGCUGACAAGGCCUACAUCAUAGUGGUUACUUUGGACAAAUCCAACAAAGAUUGCCUGGGGGUUUAUAGCGCCACAAAUGGCGCAUUCGUAUCCAAAAUACUGCUCAAGGGUUGUGCCAUUAAGGAGGUUUUCUCGCUGGUGCCCAUGCCGCACAAGGCCAAUCAAGUGGCUGUGAUCAGCAGCGAGAAGGGCAGCAUUAUGGACAUUAAGAGCAAGAAGCAUGUCCGCUCCAUAGCUAAAUGGGGUGGCAGCCUCACACGGGAUGGCAAAUGCGGUCUAUAUGCCCCAACGAGAGGUGGCCUGGAACUACUAGAGCUGCGCAAAGGCACCACGGUAAAAACAUUUAUACCAAAGGUGGCCGAGGGCGUCUUCUCCGUCAUUUGCAUAUUUACGGAAAACGAUGAGUAUGUGGCGUAUUAUCAUAGCGGCAGGAAGACAAUUCGCGUCUUUCGCACCGCCGACACAGAGAUGUUAGCCAACUAUAGGCUUCAAGCCGAGCUUACCGCCAUCAAAAGCAGCAAAGAUGGACGUGCCAUUGUGCUGGGCACUGUCGAUGGCUGUAUGUCAGUGUUGGCCAUUGUGGAUCCCAAAAAGGAGGAAAUGAUGGAGUACUUGAAUGAGCUGCCGUCGCGCGAUGAGAACUGGAAGGCCAAGCUAGCUAAGAUGAAGGCGCGCGUUGGUUUUAAGGCGGCUAUACGAGUAGCUACCAUUUCCUCGCGCUAUGCCAGGCCCAAGAAUGGCGAGGGUGACGGCGAGGAUGAAGAGCUAACGGAAAUAACCGAGGACAUGGUGCCCGUGGCGGAUUAGAUGAAGUAUAAAUAUAACAUUUAUUUUUUCUUUUGCAUAAAUAAUGGGCAUGGUACAAAAAAUACGUGUACGUGGAUGUGGAUGUGUGUGUGUGUGUGUGUGUUGCGGUUGUUAAUCUUGAUAUAGCUUAAGCUAAAUAAUUGUUAAAAAACAAAACGAAACUGAUAGCGUAGUAAAUUGUUUGUUAUAUAGUUACGAGCUUGCAUGUAGCAUAUUUGUAAAGUUUAAAUAAUAGUUUUUCUUUUUAAAUCGCACUGCGCGCUUCGGCCCUUUGUCUGGCCUGGCUUAAAACAAUUUCAAUUGGAAACAGCGACAUAACAAGGUUUAUACAUAAUAUGUUUCGAGGAAAAAACAGUUUUUUAUUAACACACAAAUCUUUAACAUAUGGUAACUUGUAUCAACUUGAAAUUUUAAUUCAUUAAUAGGAUAAGCUUUAAAUGAUUGUAAAAUAAGCAAGGAACUAACUUAACGUCAUGUGGAACAUACUAAAAAUUGUAAUCUCAACUCAGGCAAUC